Molecule: messenger RNA, 1419 nt
Organism: Xenopus laevis (African clawed frog)
Lineage: Eukaryota; Metazoa; Chordata; Amphibia; Anura; Pipidae
Gene: comt.L
Product: catechol-O-methyltransferase L homeolog
Exons: 5
Coding region: 145-930 (261 amino acids)
Source: RefSeq, a predicted model, not a curated record
GCAAUGUCUGAAUGUGAGCGCCCAGAGCAAGGUUUCCCUAUGUGGUGCAAUAUGAUUGGAGGCUGCAAGCCACGCAUGGUAUAAAGUCUGCUUGGUUUCCAGCACUGCAGAAGGGAAAGAGCUGCCGGACACAGGAAAAGCAAGAUGGUGGAUGUGCCGACAGUUGUGUUAUCCUCUGCGGGGACACUCUGUGUUGCAACCUUGUUGUUCACACUUUAUAAUUGGAGGCGUGCCCAUAUUAAAAUGGCAUUGAGUCUAAGCUAUCAAGCCAUCAAAAACAUUUUGUUAUGCAAGUCUAAGGAACAGAGAAUUUUGGACUUUGUGCUGAAGAACGCCAUCUCUGGGGACCCAAAGAGUGUAAUAGAUAAUGUUGACAAAUACUGCAGUCAAAAGGAGUGGUCUAUGAACGUGGGAGAUGAAAAAGGUGUUAUCUUGGAUAACAUAGUAAAGGAGACAAACCCAUCUACAUUGCUGGAGCUGGGAACAUACUGUGGAUAUUCUGCUAUUCGGAUCUGCCGCUCACUGAAGCCUGGCGCUCGCUUCUUCACGGUGGAAUUCAACCCAGCCUAUGCCGCAGUGGCCAAGCAGAUGAUUGAAUUUGCUGGGCUUAAGGACAAGGUGCAAGUACUUGAAGGUUCCACAAGUGACAUUAUCCCCCAAUUGAAGAAAAAAUAUGAAGUGGAAACUCUGGAUUUUGUCUUUGUAGAUCAUUGGAAGGAUAAAUACAAGCCAGAUACUCAACUUUUGGAAAAAUGCAACUUGCUGAGAAAGGGCUCGGUUGUACUUGCUGACAACGUGAUUGUGCCAGGAGCUCCAGAUUUCCUAGAAUAUGUCCGGAACUGUGGCAAAUACGACUGUACCAAUUUUCCAUCUUUCUUGGAAUAUAUGGAUGAAAAAGAUGCGCUUGAAAAGGCUGUUUUUAGAGGAUAAAAGUGGUUGUGUUUGUAGCAUGAUGGAUCAGUACUUAGCAUGUUUCCCUUGCAGCACUGGGUGCUAUGUUUAGCUCCAGUCAAGGCAUUAUCUACAAACGUCUGUAUAUUCUCCCCGUGCUUGUGUGAUUUUCUUCCAGGUUCAUCAGUUUUCUUCCCAACUCCUAAAACCUACAGCAAGGUUACCAAAUUGUGAUAAAAUUAACCAUAGUGUGUGUGAUAGGAAGCUUAGAUUCUAAACUCAACUGAAGCAGGGACUGAGACGAAUGCAGUAUAAAGUGCUGUGGAUCAUGUCGAGGCUUUCUAAAUAGAGCAUAAUAAUUAUUAACAUUUUAAUUAUAUUUGCAUUCUAAUUCCUUGAAUGGGAUUAAAGCCUCUUUGUAUGUACUUACUAUGGUAUAAUGAUGCUGAUGGUGCCUUUUGUGUUGUUUUUACUAAAUAUUAAGGCGUUUAAAUGUUAAAAUGUCUCAAAAAUAAAAUGAAAAACAGG